AUGGAGAUAGAAAAAAGGGUUAGUGAUGAAGAAAAAUGUGAAAAUAGUUUAAACCAAGUAAAUGAUAAAUAUAAUAAAGAGAAAAAAAGAAAGUUAUACGAAUUAAAUGAUUUGCAUCACCUAGUUAAUGCUCUUCCUUAUAUUGAUUCUUAUGAUAAUGAAUUUGAACAAGUGGCAAAAAAGAUGGUAGAAGAAGAAAUGAAAUUAAUGAAUGAGAAAAAUGAAGUAAAAAACUAUUUAGAAGAUUAUCAGAUUCCUUCAAUAAUGCAUUUUAAUAAUGAAAAUUCAAUUAUACAUAAUGAAUUAAAAAGAUGUGAAGAAAAUAAGAAAAUGGAGAAAAUUAAUUUUGAUCAUUAUAAUAUUAGUCAUACAUUAAAUGAUAUGAGUAUUAAUGAAUGGAAAAAUACAUUAAAAAAAUAUGAAAUUAUUUUAGAAAAUUCACACAAUGCUUUAAUAAAUAUUGAAUUAAUGAAUAAAUAUAGAGAGGUGAUGUGGAGCGAACACAUGAAAAUAUUUAGUCAUAUAGACAUAAAUUUACAGAAUAAUAUAAAAUCUUUAAAAGAAGAUAUAGAAAAUAUAAACAAAAAAAGAAAAUUACAUCAAUUAAAUUAUGCAAACGAAUUUACUACAUUACAAAAUGAAAGGAAAGAAUAUAAAAGAAAAAACAAUAUGGUUUUAAAUGAAAUAAAAAAAUUACUGUCUGAAAAUAUGCUAAUGCAAUAUAAGAAAAAUUUGAUAUAA
Molecule: messenger RNA, 741 nt
Organism: Plasmodium gallinaceum
Lineage: Eukaryota; Apicomplexa; Aconoidasida; Haemosporida; Plasmodiidae
Product: conserved Plasmodium protein, unknown function
Exons: 1
Coding region: 1-741 (246 amino acids)
Biological process (GO): mRNA processing
Cellular component (GO): precatalytic spliceosome; Prp19 complex; catalytic step 2 spliceosome
Source: RefSeq, a predicted model, not a curated record